AUGGAGUCGCCUACCGAUAGCUUGCACUUGCCAUCUAGGGCAGAUGACUCUGAGCUGGGAUAUGCGCCGCGCUAUCCCCAUGCUGUCGAAUUGAACGACGCUGAUGAACCGCUUGCGUACAAAAACCGGUACAAUUCUGUGUACAAGCUGGAUGGUCCAGUAGCUGAUCCUUCAAAUGGAGCUCAGGAAUACACCAUGGGCGACGGCGUCAGCACACGCGUCCGAGACGAUUCAAGCAGUGCUCCCCCUGCAUCCCUGUCUGAACCGGAAGCAGUUCUGCAAAGCGGCAGGGACGAUAGCGAGGACGAGGUUCCCUUGGAUCGUGUCGCAGCUUACACCAGAAGCGCGUCGCAUUCAGCGAGGGAUGCCGCCGCGGCAGCGGCAGCAGCUGCUGCACGUACAGCGGCCUUGUCCCAACACCUCAGCUCCCUAAACGCCGAAUCGGUUGGGCAAACACUGCAGUUGCUGGACGGGGACACAUCGGGGAUAGCAACAGCCGAUCCCCACGCUCCCAGCACGGAGGCCGAUUUCAGAACCCCUGACUCUGCCAUAAACACCCUAGGCGGAACGGCCCCUACGGCAGCUGCAGAUAUGUCCCUGGACUUUCCGCGGGUUGAUAAUUCAAACCAGGAGGACACAGAUGUAGCUGCAGUCCUCUGCGCCGCACGGAGCAACUCAGAAGCGCCUUCCACCUCAAUUGUUCACAAACCGGAUGCAGACCUCAGCUUGCUACAACCUGCCGUGGUGGAGGCGAGUUCGUCAACUACCCUUAACAGUUAUGCGGCAUAUCACCCGCCUCAGAGCGUCGAAGCUCCUUACGAGGAAAGCAGCAGCGACAUCAAUGCCUGGGCGGCUGUCGACGUCGGGCCCCCCGCCAGUGGGACUGCGCCGCCGCCGGCACCCGCCUCUUGGAACAACUCCGACGUGCGGUGCUGCUUUGAAGACGUGCCUCUCAAUUUGGUCCCGGCAGCCUCCAAUGGCGCCCCGCUCGCUGCGGAUUCAGAUUUGCUCCUGCAGUCCAACAUUGGCGUCGAUGACCCCCCUGUCGAGGUGGUCGCCACGGUGGAGCAUCCCGUGUUUGACGACCCCGAUCUGCUGGCGUCCACGGAGGCCUAUCACCUGGGGCCGCAGCCAUCACCUGGGGAUGCGGAGGGCAGCGGCCCUGACGCAAGUCGAGCCGCAGCCGCAGCGGCCACCACGGCAGUAGCAGUGGGUCCGUUGGACGGAGGAAGCUCUAUAGCGGUCAAUUCGCAGCAGCUUCUGGACGACUACCGGAUUGCCGCCGCCGCGGGGCUGGUCAGUCCGGAGCUGGCGUCGCUGCUGGGCCUGGCGCCACAGCCGGGGUCGGAGGGAUUCGGAGCUGCUGGAGUGGGGAGACAGAAGCAGGAGGAGGAGGAGGAGGAGGUUGAGGAGCGCGAGGUGCAGCUUGGGUUCCCCCAGGUGGACGGUAAUGGGGUAGGGUGCCUGGUGCCGGCGGUGCAGCAGCAGCAGCAGCAGCAGCCGCAGGACCAUGCGCCGAUGACGCACGUGUUGGAUUCGUGGCAGGCGGUUGUGGACGCCGGCACGGAGGGCGGCGCGCCUGGUAUGGGUAGUCACCACCCUCUUUCUGUUGCUGCUACAAUUGGUGUUCCUACGGCUGCUGCGAUUGAACUCGCUGUCAGUGGGCAGCUGUCUGGGGCAGCCCGCGUCCAACGCGCCGCCGCCAGGGAUCCCUUUGAUGCCGCGGACACGGACGACGACGAACCGGCGGGAACAUCUGCCGUGCCAGCAGCGUUCGCUGCGGCGCCGGAGCCGCCUCCCCACGCCAUACCCGCACCUCCGCAACCCGGUGGGAGUCAGUCUGGCGGUGAGGCGUCCGGGGGCCCAGCAGCGGCGGUGGCAGCAACUGUUGCGGGUCUGGCGGUGGCGGCUGGAGCUGCUGUGGGCGCCGUGGCAGUAGCAGGCCAGCGAUUGGGCCCGCAGCAGCAGCAAGCACCUCAGCAUUUGUGGCAGGGCCCGACGCCACCCUGGGGCGGGUAUCUGCCACCGCGCCAACUGGGGCUGGGUUUGUGCCCCCUGAACAGGCUGGACACUCCGUACCCGCUGCCCAACAGCAUGCGUCACGGCGCCAUGCCCGGCAGGACGCUGGGGCCGCAGCCCGUGCUAUCUCAGCAGCAGCACGCAGGCCCUCCGUCGCCGCGAGUGAACCCUGUGCCCGGGGUUGGCCCGCAGGGCAAUAUCCCCGCCGACAGGGGCCCUACCGGAGUCCAGCCGCCUUCCUGGGGUGCCCCGGGUCCUGCCCCGGGCCCUGCUGUGCCGGCGGCAGCGGCGGCAGAAGUGGGCGUGCCGCCGCAGCCCCGUGGCGUGGGGCCCUGGCCGCCGGGUCACCCCGUACCCGGACCUUACGGCCCCGGUCCCAUGCCGCCGCCGCGUCCUGGAUUGCAGCCCCCUCUGCAGCCGCUUCCAGGAGCUAUGCCUGGGGGUCCAAGACCCCCCCUGCUAUCCGGCGGCCCGCCCGGCCAUAACCCGGUCCCCGGCGGUCCCCCGGGGUACCCCCCAGGGCCACCAGGUACGGCAAUUCGGCCUGGAGUGCGGCCACCGCCGUUUGGCCCUGGGGGCCCUAUGCUCGGGAAUGGGCGAGGCGGCCCAAUGCCGGGGCCGGGACCGGCUGGGCCCCCGGAAGCGUUCAGCCCGUACCCCGGACUGCUCUACACGGAUGGACGCGACACGCUGGGGCGUCCGGUGGUGGUGCUGAACACGGCGAUGCUGCCCGUCAAGGCCAAGAAGAAUGAUGUCCUGCAGUACGUGUUGCAGCAGCUGCAGCCGGUGGUUCAGCAGGACUACGUAAUUGUGGUGCUCAGUCUGGGCCUGGGGGUGAAGGCGAGCUCCGUGUCCUCAUCCUGGGCGCUCGGGGCAUACCGCUCGCUGGCCAAACCAUACCGCAAGAACGUAAAGCACGUUGUAUUGGUGCAGCCCAGUGCCUGGGCUCGCACACUGCUGGCGCUGGCACAGCCCUUUGUCAGCAAGAAGGCGGCGCACAAGGUCAAAAAGGUGGACAACCUAGUUCAGAUCUCUGACGCCACAUCAGGCGAGGUGAAGCUGGAGAGUCUGGGUGCUCGGUUCAUCAGGGAGAUACAGUACGGACUAGGGGCACCGCCACUGGCAGGGUUGGCGCCGGGACCCGCUCCGGGGCCCGGCCGUCCCGUGGGCCCGCAGCGACCGCCCGCACACACAGCGCCACCGCUGCGGGGCCCGCCCAUACCAGGUGGCCAGCCGGUGAAUCCGUACCCAGGCCCUCCGCCGCCGUACGGACCACCGCCUGGGCCGCGGAUGAUGCCGCCGGGUAGCAAUAUCACUACGCCGGUGUAUGGCCCAGGCGGACCGUGGCCUUCGGCAGCCGGCAGGAUCCAAGGGACCCCGCCGCCGCCGCGGCCGCAGUUUCCCCCGGUCACCCCAGUGCCGGGUGCUGGGGGUGUGGGUGUGGGAGUGGGUGUUGGUCCCCAACCUGCAGGCGAGGGUUUCGUAGCACCUCGCUAA
This is a messenger RNA of Volvox carteri f. nagariensis, 3516 nucleotides long. RefSeq lists its product as uncharacterized. The coding region runs from base 1 to 3516 and encodes 1171 amino acids. The transcript has 8 exons. NCBI's taxonomy places the organism in Eukaryota, Viridiplantae, Chlorophyta, Chlorophyceae, Chlamydomonadales, Volvocaceae. The record is from RefSeq and is a predicted model, not a curated record.